GUGUAGGACGCGUGAACAGCAGUACACCGAUUACAUGUCGGCAGUGUUCGAAUUGGUUCGAUUAGCACGCGUGCAUCCUCGUCCGUGCCAAUCCUGAUGUUCCUGUUGCUCCUGAACACUUGUCGUUAGUGAUUCCGUCUCGGAGCAGAGUGUCGUUAGCUGAAUAUCGAUACUGGUAGUGGGCAGCUUGAUUGGUGAGGCAGUGCUUUUGGCGCGUGCGGCCAACGAUUUGCGCAUCUUCGGUAGCGGCUGCGCGGCGGUGACCACAAUCCCGCCCGUCUUGAACUUGCUCGGGUGCUUCACCACGGGUGACGGGGCAGCCGAGUUUGCCGAGGGCCCGUGGGUGCCCGUGCCGUUGACGCCAUUCGGCGUGCCGUUAGCGUUGGUGAUCCCGCCGGUCGACAGGGCGGUCGUGGACGGAACGCUAAGCAACGCCUUCCGCGGCGAGCCGAUCGUCGAGAGCGAGCUGGUGGCCAGCAGCCGCCGAGACUGACCGACGCGCGCGCUCCGUGACAGCUUAAAACAUCCGAGUGCUGCCGGUUUCACGCAUCCACACAGGCUGCAGACGAAGCGGGCCCGGCGCACGAUGGGACACACCGUGCGGGUGGCCGUCGCCACCCUCAACCAGUGGGCCAUGGACUUCCAGGGUAACCUCGAGCGCAUCCUGCGUUCCAUCGAAAUCGCCGUCGCGGGCGGCGCCACCUACCGCACCGGACCGGAGCUGGAAGUAAGUGGGUACAGCUGCGAGGACCACUUCCACGAGCCGGACACGUACCUGCACUGCUGGGAGGUGCUGCUGGAGCUGAUGCGGGCGCCGGCCGCGCAGAACAUGCUGAUCGACGUCGGGAUGCCGGUGCAGCACCGGAACGUGGCGUACAACUGCCGGGUGGCGUUCUACAACGAGCGUAUCGUGCUGGUGCGCCCGAAGAUGAUUAUGUGCGACGAUGGCAACUACCGGGAGACGCGCUGGUUCUCGCCCUGGACGAAGGAGCGCCAGACGGAGGAGCUGCAGCUGCCGCGCUUCGUGGCGCUGGCGCUCGGCCAGGAGACGGUCCCGAUCGGUGACGCGGUGAUCGCGACACGGGACACCUGCCUCGGCUACGAGAUCUGCGAGGAGCUGUGGAACCCGCGCAGCAAGCACAUCGACAUGUCGCUCGCCGGCGUCGAGAUCAUCGUGAACGGUUCGGGCAGCUAUAUGCAGCUGCGCAAGGCGCACAUCACCACCGACCUGAUCCGGAACGCCAGCUACAAGGCGGGCGGGGCGUACCUGUUCUCCAACCUGCGCGGUUGCGACGGCCAGCGCGUUUACUUCAACGGCUGCUCGGCGGUCGCACUGAACGGACAGGUCGUGGCCCGCGGCCGCCAGUUCGCCCUCGGCGAGGUCGAGGUGACGGUGGCCGCCUUCGACCUUCAGGACAUCCGCGCCUACCGGGGAGCGCUCCGUUCGCGCAGCUCCCUCGCCGCCUCCACCCCGACGUAUCCGCGCAUCCAGCUGCCGAUCGAGCUGGCCGGACUGGCGGCUAACUGGCACACGACCCCCGCCGGCGAACCUCAGGCCACCACAACCCAGGGCGGCGAAUGGAGCUACCAUAGGCCGGAGGAGGAGAUAGCGCUCGGACCGGCCUGCUGGCUGUGGGACUACCUGCGGCGGUCGGGGCAGGGGGGCUUCUUCCUGCCACUAAGCGGUGGCGUCGACUCCAGCAGCACCGCCAUCAUCGUGUACUCGAUGUGCCGACUGGUGGUGGAGGCGGUCGCGGGUGGCGACCGACAGGUGCGCGACGACUGCCGCAAGAUCCUCGCCGACCCGGACUACCUCCCCACCGACGCCGGCGACCUGUGCGGCCGGCUGCUCUUCACCUGCUACAUGGGCACGGAGAACUCGAGCCAGGAGACGCGCCGCCGGGCGUCGACGCUGGCGGCGCAGAUCCGCAGCCACCAUCUGGACAUCGGCAUCGAUACGGCCGUGUCGGCGCUGCUCGGCGUGUUCCGGCUGGCGACGGGCCAGACGCCGCGCUUCCGCACCGACGGUGGCUGCCCGCGCCAGAACCUCGCCCUGCAGAACAUCCAGGCCCGGACGCGCAUGGUGCUGGCGUACCUGUUCGCGCAGCUGAUGCUGUGGGUGCGGGGCCGCCCCGGCGGCCUGCUCGUGCUCGGCUCGGCCAACGUCGACGAGGCGCUGCGCGGCUACAUGACCAAGUACGACUGCUCGUCCGCCGACGUCAACCCGAUCGGCGGCAUCUCGAAGGUGGACCUGCGCCGCUUCCUAGCCUACGCCCAGCGCGAGUUCUCGCUGCCGGUCGUGGCCGAGAUCGUACAGGCGCCCCCGACGGCCGAGCUGGAGCCGCUCGUGGACGGUGCGAUCGCACAAACCGACGAGCAGGACAUGGGCCUCACGUACGCCGAGCUCGGCGAGUUCGGGCGCCUCCGCAAGCAGGCGUUCUGCGGCCCGUUCAGCAUGUUCUGCAAGCUGGCGGCGGCCGGUGGCCGCGACCCGGCCGAGAUCGCCGACAAGGUGAAGCACUUCUUCCGCUGCUACGCCAUCAACCGCCACAAGAUGACCGUGCUGACGCCCUCCUACCACGCCGAAUCGUACAGCCCGGACGACAACCGCUUCGACCAUCGCCCGUUCCUGUACCGCGCCAACUGGACCUGGCAGUUCCGCGCGAUCGACGCCGAGCUCGAGCAGCUAGCCCGCCACCACCACCUCCACCACACGCCACCGAAUGGCAGCACCGCCGUGCCGCCCCCAUUGCCGCCACCAAGCCGGCCGGCGGACGAGCACGACUCGUCGCCGCACGACCCUUCACCGACCACCGGCACCGGUGACCACCACGGGACGCUCUUCUUCGCCGGACCGCACACCGGGAGCGCCAACAACACAACCACCACCACGAUGAGCGGCGCGGCCAGCGCACACCACCUCUACCUACCCGGUGACGGCCAGCUCACGGUGGCGGCCGGCCUCCCCAAGUCCCAGAGCAGCGGCGGCUACAGCCGGAUGCACUCGAGCGUGAUGGGCAAAAUCAAGGACCGCACCGGCGUCCCGGUCUAAGCACACACACACAUCCACACCGACAACAUGCAACCAGACACCAGACGGCCAUCAGGCCAGGCCGGAAGGGACGACGGCGACGGGAAGGACCACAGGCUUACUAGGCUGUAUUCAUUGAAAUUGUCCGGAAAAACACAUUCCUUUGCGUAGGAACUUCCAAAUAACGGUUUAUAACUGAUUUACACGUUAAAAGCGGACGUUAGCAAGUUGAAAGUAUAAAAGUUAAGUUGUAUACAGCUUCAGAGUCGGAUCAAUCCAUUCCGGGGAUCCUCCAGACAUUUCCAUUGCUCUAAACACGUUGACUGUCAUGGCUAUCUUUUUUUUAUAGGCAGCUGUCAUUAGUUGUAAAAAGUGUUUGUCCCAUAAAAUAAUGAAAAUGCAACGUAAAAAUUAUAGUAAUCUUAA
This is a messenger RNA of Anopheles coustani, 3457 nucleotides long. It is a transcript of the gene Nadsyn, whose product is annotated as glutamine-dependent NAD(+) synthetase. The transcript has 5 exons. Gene Ontology annotation, cellular component: cytoplasm. The coding region runs from base 587 to 3052 and encodes 821 amino acids. Gene Ontology annotation, biological process: NAD+ biosynthetic process. The record is from RefSeq and is a predicted model, not a curated record. Gene Ontology annotation, molecular function: ATP binding; NAD+ synthase (glutamine-hydrolyzing) activity; glutaminase activity. NCBI's taxonomy places the organism in Eukaryota, Metazoa, Arthropoda, Insecta, Diptera, Culicidae.